This is a messenger RNA of Spodoptera exigua (beet armyworm), 1496 nucleotides long. The record is from the annotation of a GenBank genome assembly. NCBI's taxonomy places the organism in Eukaryota, Metazoa, Arthropoda, Insecta, Lepidoptera, Noctuidae.
UAACGAGAGAGAAAGAGAAACCCGAAUCAUUGUUUCCACUUCCCUUUGUUUUGUUACGUUGGGACUGUAUCUUGAUUGUUGUCAUCCGCACAAUCUAAUACUAGUCCGCAUCCGCAACGCGCAGCUGCAGUGCAGUAAAGUGCAACGUACCUCGUAAUAUAAUAUUCUCAUUAAUCCGCCAUUAGUGUUCAAUUCAAUAUCCUACAGUACCUAGUGUUCCGUUAUACGUAUUGAUUUUACGACAGUAGGUACCUUGAACUAUGUUGACAGUUCAAAGGAUAUAGGUUCUCAGUGUGUCCUUAUAUCUAGUGUAGUCGUUGAAGUUAUGAUAUGUGUCAGUUGCGUUAAGAUGGAUUAUGGCGUGGAAGAAGGUACAAUACCGAGAGAUUUCAUAGAAUACGACUUCGCUGAAGAUGCUCUGGAUUUUGAGUCUCAACUGGCAGAGGCGCGAGAAGUUAAGUUUACACAGACCCUGACAGAGCCCCUGAGUAUUGGAUCACAUAUAAUAUGCACGGGCACGCCCAGCGACGAUUUGCCCUGGUUUGCUGUGAAUAUAGGAAGCGGGGACAUUGACUCGGGACGCGGUGACAUAGCUGUACAUUUCAACGUACGUCUUCCACAAAACUAUGUGGUUCGUAACACACGAAGACACAACAAAUGGGGACCCGAGGAAACUACUGCUUUCAGGUUGUUUCCUUUUAAAAUAGAUCAUCCAUUCACGAUUGAGGUAGUUGUUGAUGAAAAAGAGACGUUGUGGGCAGUUGGUGGAGUCCAGUAUUGCAGCUACGCUCAUAGAAAUCCAAGUCCGUUGAUAGCAGAAUGGGUGCAGGUCACAGGUAUACGAGACGCAACACUACAAAUACAGAAGACUGAUAUAUUCCCCACAUUAGCACCAUCUCCCGUUGAAGUGCCAUUAAGACCUAGUAUAGACUCGCUGGCAGAAGCCUCGGAGCCUGCUUGGCAACCAAACGCAAUUGCAACUUUAUCGAACGGCAUUCCUGAAGGUCAUCAACUUGUUAUUUACGGCAGACUGCGACCACUACUUCACUCGUUCGCUAUAGAUUUGAUGGAUACUGCCCGUGAAUGGCCUCGACCCAACGUAUUGGCCCACGUCAAUGUUCGGGCGUAUUUCGAAUCUCAACGAGAGAGGCAGCUGGUGGUUUUGAACGCGUGGUUCGGAGAAUGGGGACCUGAGCGACGACAACGCACUGCUCGACUAAUACCUGGCAGCCAUACAAAAUUACGAAUUGUUCGUCAGCCGGCGGAUUGGGCGAUUUAUGCGGAUGACCUUCUGAUUGGUGAACUGGAAUUUCGCGCUUCAGCCAACGGUGUACGUGCAGUCCGUAUUCGUGGCGACCUCUAUCCAGAGCAGAUGUACCUAUGUCCGGCCACUAGCUCUCCUAUAAGGGAAUAGCUUUAAAAAAACAUGUUUCGUGCAAAAAUUUUGACUUAGAUAUACACGGCUCUGACAGAUUUCUUCAAAAUCUUCAUAGGCA